AUGAUUCCGUUAGGUGUUUUAGCAAAACCGCAGAAAAUAUUCACAAAAAAGGUGGAACCACAAAGCUCCACAGAGCCUAAAGAGGAACAAGAGGAUGCAGUGGGCACCUCAGGAUUCAACAUACCUCAUAGUGUCUCUGCUCUAAAAAAGAAUAAUGACGAAAUCAUCGUCGAAAGACCAAAAUUAAAGAGCGUCGUUUCCUACCAAGUAUCAGAAACCGAAAGAGAUGACAGCUCAGGUGACAUUUUACUAUUCGACCAUGAUAAGGACCUUCCAGAUGGCGGGUUAAAAGCAUGGCUUGUGGUUUUUGGUUCAUUCAUAGGGCUUAUACCAGUAUUUGGCAUCAUCAACUCAUUAGGUGCCAUAGAGUCUUACAUUGCUGCAAACCAAUUAUCAAACGUUCAGUCCUCUACCAUUGCCUGGAUUUUUUCUCUGUAUCUUGCAAUCACUUUCGUUAGUUGCAUUUUUGCAGGCGGUUACUUCGAUAGAAAUGGGAGUCUCCUACCUAUGGUAUCAGGUACUGUACUCUUUAUUGGUGGCAUUGUAGCAUUGGCCGAUUCAACAGAAGUCUGGCAUUUUAUCCUGUCAUUUUCAGUCUUAUGUGCUAUAGGGUCAGGUGUGUUAAUGACACCUCUUGUUGGUGCUGUUGCCACAUGGUUUUUAAGGAAAAGAGCCAUAGCAACAAGCAUUGCCACAAUGGGUGGUUCUGUAGGUGGUAUUAUGUUUGCCCCUGUUUUAAGAAAACUUUAUGCAGAAGUAGGUUUUAGAUGGGCCAUCAGAAUAUUCGCAUUAAUUUGUUUCUUUUGCUUAAUUUGUUCAAUUUGUCUCGUCAAAGAAAGAUCAAUUGCAACAUAUGAAAAAUUUGAAUCAAAGAAGGAGCUCAUAAAGUGGUAUGUAUCGUCAUCAUUCAAUUGGAGAUAUUUCCUUGAUUGGAAAUUCCUAUUUGCUGCUUUGGGGGCCUCAUUAGCUGAAAGUUCUCUAACUUCAUCGGCUACAUAUAUUUCAUCCUAUUCCAUUGCAAGAGGGAAUUCAAUCUCUGUGUCUUACAAUUUAAUCACCGCGACAAAUGCAGCUGGUAUCCUAGGAAGAUACAUUCCAGGAUAUCUAGCAGAUAAAUAUGUAGGAAGAUUCAAUAUCGCAAUCAUAACAAUUGGAUUAGCUGCAAUUGCUAACCUUGUAAUUUGGUUACCAUUUGGUGGUCAGAUCGGUGCUCUGUGGACAUACGUCAUAUUAUAUGGAUUUGCAUCAGGAUCAGUUCUUUCUCUAACUCCAGUUUGCAUUGGACAAAUUUCCAGUACAGAAGAAUUCGGUAAACGUUACUCAACUGCAUAUUUACUACAAGCCAUUGUUACAAUCCCAGUAUUACCAAUAGGCGGUGCUAUUAUUGGGAACGAAUCUAUUUCAAAUUAUAAUAAAUUUAUUGUCUUCAAUUCGGUACUAAUGGGAGCUGGUGCCGUCUUCUAUUAUAUUUCGAGAUAUAUUUGCAUUGGUGCAAAAUUGAGGAAAUUUUAA
Kazachstania africana CBS 2517 is the source of this 1512-nucleotide messenger RNA. RefSeq names its product Mch4p (gene MCH4). NCBI's taxonomy places the organism in Eukaryota, Fungi, Ascomycota, Saccharomycetes, Saccharomycetales, Saccharomycetaceae. Gene Ontology annotation, biological process: transmembrane transport. The transcript has a single exon. Gene Ontology annotation, molecular function: transmembrane transporter activity. The record is from RefSeq and is a predicted model, not a curated record. Gene Ontology annotation, cellular component: fungal-type vacuole membrane. The coding region runs from base 1 to 1512 and encodes 503 amino acids.